AUGAGAGAUCGGCCUGUCAUCAGCAUCGAACAUUACACCAUAUACUGCGGCGAUGCUGAUGAGAAGAAAGUGGGUGACUGCGCUAUAGCUGUGAGAAACGAUUACAAGAACCUGGUGGAGGAAUUCGGCUCAACGUUGUCUAGAUGCGCCUUUUUACGACUGCGGGAUCGCAGAGGACGUAGACUCCGGAUCGCAAGUGCUCACGACUCCGGAUCGCAAGUGCUGGUUUGUGUGUGA
This is a messenger RNA of Necator americanus (New World hookworm), 237 nucleotides long. RefSeq lists its product as uncharacterized. The record is from RefSeq and is a predicted model, not a curated record. The coding region runs from base 1 to 237 and encodes 78 amino acids. Lineage: Eukaryota; Metazoa; Nematoda; Chromadorea; Rhabditida; Ancylostomatidae. The transcript has a single exon.